UCUGUCACUACAUUCAUGGAUCAUGAUAUUGAGAGAAGCAGCCCAAUCGGCCCUUCGCUUUUAACUGCGAUAGCAGAAGCGAGGAUCUCAAUCGUCAUCUUCUCAAAGAACUAUGCUUCUUCGACGUGGUGCUUAAAUGAAUUGGUUGAGAUUCACAAGUGCUAUAAGAAAUUGGGUCAAAUGGUGAUUCCGGUUUUCUACGACGUUGAUCCUUCGGAAGUUGGAAAACAGACCGGUGAUUUUGGUAAGGUCUUUGAAGAGACAUGCGUGGUCAUCAAGGAAAAACAACCAGAGGAUCAGAAACAAAUAUGGAUGGAAGCUCUCACAGAUAUAGCAAAAAUAGCCGGAGAGGAUCUUCUGAACGGGUCUAGUGAAGCAGACAUGGUUGAAAAGAUAGCUAAUGAUGUUUCGAAUAAACUUACCUCAUCCACGAAUUGUUUUGAUGAAUUCGUCGGGCUCGAAGCUCGUUUAAAGGAAAUGGAACCAUUAUUGUCCUUGAAAUCCAAGGAAGCUAGAAUGAUUGGGAUUUGGGGGCCUUCAGGGAUUGGUAAGAGUACCAUUGGAAAAGCUCUAUAUGGUCAACUCUUAAGCCAAUUCCACUUUCACGCUUUCAUACCUCAUGUCUAUAGCAUCAAGUCUAGGUGGGAGGAAAAAUUUCUGUCAGAUAUUUUAGGUAAGGAUAUAAAGAUAGGAGGGAAGUUAGGUGUAGUGGAGCAAAUGUUAAAUAAGAAGAAAGUUCUUGUGGUUCUUGAUGAUGUGGAUGAUCCAGAGUUUCUUAAGACCUUGGUGGGGAAAACUAAAUGGUUUGGACCUGGAAGCAGAAUUAUUGUGAUCUCUGAAGAUAAGCGAAUUCUUGAUAAGGCUCAUGAUGUUGACCAUUUAUACGAGGUGAAGUUCCCAUCUCAAGAUAUUGCUCUUAAAAUGUUAUGUCAAACUGCUUUUGGGGAGAACUCUCCACCUCAUGAUUUUAAGGACCUAGUUGUUCAAGUUGCGAAGCUUGCUUAUAAUCUUCCUUUGGGUCUCAGUAUCUUGGGUUCGUCUUUAAGGAAAAGGGGAAUAAAAGAGUGGAUGAAAAUCAUGCCUCAACUCCAAAAUGAUUUGGAUGAAAAAAUUGAGAAACCAUUAAGAAUCAGGUUCGACAGGUUAAGUGAAAAAGAUCGAGAGUUAUUUCUGUACGUUGCAUGUUUUUUCAAUGGUUGUAGAGUCCGUUACUUCGAAGAUUUCCUUUGCAAUAAUGUUGGGCUUAAACCGUUGAUUGAUAAGUCCCUCGUACGUAUUACACCACAAGGAUAUAUAGAGAUGCACAAUUUUGUAGAGAAGUUGGGUAUUAAAAUUGAUCGCGCAGAGUCCAAAGGUAAUCCUGUAAAAUCUCGAUUUCUGAAGAAUGCUGAGGAAAUUCUAGAAGUAUUUACUCAUAAAACGGGAACGGAAACUGUGGUCGGAAUAUUCUUCAAAGCAUCAGAACUUAGUAAUGAAUUUAUUUCAAUUGAUGGAGACUCCUUCAAAGGCAUGGCUAAUCUCCAAUUUCUAAAAAUCCAUAACUAUUCCUUGUGGUCAUCGACUGAAACCUGUAUAGUGCAUCUACCUUACGGCCUCGACUACUGGCCACGUAAACUCAAAUGGCUAGAGUGGAAUAGUUUUCCAUUGAAGUAUUUGCCUCGUAGUUUUAAUACUGACCAUCUCGUUGAACUCAGCAUGGAGAACAGUAAGCUUACAAGGCUAUGGGAUGGAACUCAGCCACUAGGAAGCCUCAAGAAGAUGGAUUUAAGUCGGUCCAAAUAUUUGAAAGAAGUUCCAAAUCUUUCUAAGGCAAUAAACCUCGAAGAAUUAGAUCUUCAUGGAUGCAUAUCUUUGCUAAAGAGUUUUCCAACGCAUCUCAAAUUGAAAUCUCUCCAAGACCUCGAUCUCACUUUUUGUCAUAAUUUGACAAAUUUUCCCGUAAUUAAAAUGGAGAAUUCAAUCCAUAUGCCAUAUGAAGUUGAGAUCCGUGUAGAUGAUUGUUUAUGGAACAGGAAUCUUUAUGACACAAUGUGGAACAGAGAUCUCCAUGGACUCGACUAUCUCGGCUGCCUUAAGAGAUGCUUACCAUGUGAAUUUCGUCCGGAAUAUCUCGUUCGUCUCGUAGUGAUAGGCAACAAAAAGCUUGAGAAGCUAUGGGAAGGCGUCCAGUCCCUUGGAAGUCUCAUAGAGAUCGAUCUGUCAGAAUGUACAAAGUUGAGAGAAGUUCCAGAUCUAUUCAAGGCCAUCAAUCUGAGGAGUUUGAAACUCAACAAAUGUGAAAGUUUGGUGACUUUACCUUCUACAAUUGGGAAUCUAAAAUUCUUAGAGAGGUUGGAAAUGAGAGGGUGCAUAUCGCUGGAGGUUCUUCCAACCGAUGUCACCUUGUUAUCUCUCGAAAUCCUCGAUCUUAGUGGUUGCUUACGUUUGAGAAUUUUUCCUCGGAUUCCAUGGAGUAUCGAAAAGCUCUAUUUCGAAAACACGCGCGCCAUUCGCGAAUUUCGUUGUUGCAUUGAGAAUUUCUCGAGGCUCAUUGUACUCAAGAGUUGGAUACAAGGCAUCGUAGACUAGGACAAGUUGUCAUGACUCGUGUUCUUUGGACGGUUUUUGGAGGCUAUCAUGUUGCUUUUGGAGGACCAUUCCAACCGGGGUAAGUUAUUGUGCAGAACUUGGGUGGUUGAGUCCUUUUAGACUCAGGCAGAGCAACUAGCAUGAGUUCACGGACACUGUCACUGAUCAUGAUGAAUCAUGUUUAGAAGACUGGAAUAGGUAAUUUUUGUACAAACUGAUAUAAGCUGAAAUCGAUCAUUAGCCUUAUAUUUAGUGAUUACCUCUUGAACCUUAAUGUAAUCUUCUUAUAUACUACUUAUCAAUGUGAAUUAGUAGUGUUGUUUUCUGUUUGUGGUAAUGUUUAUUAGU
Molecule: messenger RNA, 2916 nt
Organism: Capsella rubella
Lineage: Eukaryota; Viridiplantae; Streptophyta; Magnoliopsida; Brassicales; Brassicaceae
Product: disease resistance protein RPP4
Biological process (GO): signal transduction; defense response
Molecular function (GO): ADP binding
Source: RefSeq, a predicted model, not a curated record